Molecule: messenger RNA, 993 nt
Organism: Sugiyamaella lignohabitans
Lineage: Eukaryota; Fungi; Ascomycota; Dipodascomycetes; Dipodascales; Trichomonascaceae
Gene: HAP5
Product: Hap5p
Exons: 1
Coding region: 1-993 (330 amino acids)
Biological process (GO): regulation of DNA-templated transcription
Cellular component (GO): CCAAT-binding factor complex; nucleus
Molecular function (GO): DNA-binding transcription activator activity, RNA polymerase II-specific; DNA binding; protein heterodimerization activity
Source: RefSeq, a predicted model, not a curated record
AUGAAUGAAAUUGUAGAUGAUGAAUAUGGUGCUGAAGCACCAUUGGAUGACAGCGUGGCUUAUGGUGAAGCCGAUGGUGUGCCCCUUGGAGAGUCGGACUCGUUUUCGAAUGUAGCUCAAGGACUAACAGGUCAUCAUAAAGACCUGAUGAUGCAAUACUGGCAAGAUACUAUCAACAGUAUUGAACACGAUGACCACAAAUUCAAAAUUCACCAGCUUCCUCUAGCAAGAAUUAAAAAAGUCAUGAAAGCCGACGAAGAUGUCAAGAUGAUUAGUGCCGAGGCACCUAUUUUGUUCGCUAAAGGCUGCGAUAUAUUUAUUACUGAAUUGACCAUGCGAGCGUGGAUUCAUGCCGAAGAAAACAAACGUCGCACAUUACAACGUUCGGACAUUGCAAGCGCUCUUCAAAAGUCAGAUAUGUUUGAUUUUUUAAUCGAUAUUGUGCCGAGAGAAGAAGCACUUGCUGCUAACCGUCGUCCUCCAAACUAUCAAGAUAUGUACCAAGAGGCCGGUAGUAUUCCAGGCUAUGUUGACGAGCAGAAUAUGUCUGGUUUACCUCAUUCAGCACAAGAUGUCUCUCAUGAUGAGCUGACUCCUACAUAUACAGCAGAGCUCUCACAGCUACAUCAUCAGCAACAACCGUCUCACCUACCACCUCACCAACAACCAGUACAUCACCAACAGCAGCAGUUACCACAGAUUCCAUCUCAACAGCCAACUCCUCAACAACAUAUUCCUUCGGCUCAGCAGUCACCACAUCAUACACCUCAGCCACAGUCACACCAGCCAUCGUCUCAACACUCUACUCCCCAGCCUGGUCAACAACCUCAUUAUAAUAUGGACGGCUCAUCAGUGGGCCCUGGAUCUGGCCUGACGUCCGCUAAUAGCACUCCUGGACCACACCCACAAGGACCACAGCAGGACUAUAACCAGGUGUAUCCUCAGCACUCAUACAGCGAAAACAUCGAUUAUAAUGGCUAUCGCCAGUACUAG